AUGAGAUCCUACGCUGCCUACACCAUCCUCGCCGCUGAGGCGGCCUAUGCCUUCCCAUGGGUUGUCAACGGACCAGGCGUCGACUCCUCCAUGCUCCCCAACAGGGACUUGUUCAAGCGUCAACAGGUCCCAGAAGGCCCUGGCAGUGCCGCACAAUGCCCUUUCAACCCCAACCACGUUAAUGCUGUCCCCAUCCAGCCAGGCCAGUACAACAACGCCAUCAACGGCAGGGCCGGAAAUGGCGUUGGUGGUUACCAGGUGCCUGCUCCUGGUGAUGCUGCCCAUCGCUUCAUUGCGCCUACUUCGAGGGAUAUUCGCGGACCCUGCCCCGGCCUCAACACCGCCGCCAACCACGGCUUCCUCGCCCGCGACGGCAUCGUCACCUACAACGAACUCGUCGACGCCCAACAGAACGUCUACAACGUCGGCUACGACCUCGCCAACCUCCUCGCCUUCCUCGGCCUCCAAGCCGACGGUGACCUCGUCACCACCAAACUCUCCAUCGGCUGCGAAGCCACCACCCGCACCUCCUUCAACCCCCUCCUGACCGGCAGCCAGCCAGGUCUCGCGGGCCACAACAAGUUCGAAGCCGACACCUCGCUCACCCGCAACGACUUCUUCACCGGCAAGGGCGACAACUUCAAAUUCAACCGCACCCUCUUCGACAUGAUGUCCGCCACCACCGGCGGCCUCCACAACGUCGAAAACCUCGCCAUCUACCGCGGCGAGCGCUGGGACCAAUCCGUGCAGGAGAACCCCAACUUCUUCUUCGGCCCCCUGUCACUCCUCCUCUUCGGCGCCGCCUCCUUCCUCUACGAGCUCUUCCCCUCCGGCCCAGACUACAUCCCCGACCAGGCGACCAUGAACUCUUUCUUCAUCGAGGAGCGUCUGCCGAACAACUGGAUCAACCGCGUGGAACCCUACAGCAACCGUCUCGUCACCCAGGAGAUUCUGAAGAUGUACCUCCUCAACCCACGUCCGUUUGGUGGCAAUGUCGGCGAUAACACCUUUGCGCCGCUGGAUUGGAGAGAUCUUAUCAGCAAUGGAACGAUUGAGAAGGAUAUCCAGCCUGCGGCGGUUAGCUGUUUGCUGUACCAACUUGCUACGCAGAGUGUGCCGAGCACGCUGAACGGGAUUGUUACGCCGACUGUGGAGGCUAUCUCGUUCCUUUUGACGAGGGUUGCGCCUGAGUUUGAUAACUUGGGAUGCCCGAUCCCCUUGACCUAG
This is a messenger RNA of Zasmidium cellare ATCC 36951, 1227 nucleotides long. RefSeq lists its product as uncharacterized. Bases 1 to 1227 code for a protein of 408 amino acids. The transcript is spliced from 2 exons. Gene Ontology annotation, molecular function: peroxidase activity. The record is from RefSeq and is a predicted model, not a curated record. NCBI's taxonomy places the organism in Eukaryota, Fungi, Ascomycota, Dothideomycetes, Mycosphaerellales, Mycosphaerellaceae.